CCAAAGGCCCCGGAGGCAAUCGGCGGCAGGACUGGGCUGGGGCCGGUCCCAAGGCCUUGCCGGGCCGCAUCCGGCCCGCGGGCCGUACGUUGCCUACCCCUGCCCUGGAAGGUAGGGUAGGAGUUGGAGUGAGACAAACAAAUGAAAGUUGAGCAGAAAGACAGAGGUUUUAGAAAACCUAGAAAUGAUAUCUAAUACCAAUGAAACCUGCAUUUAUCCCAGACCUACAGAAAUGAGACAAUGAACCAUUAUACAGAUCGAUUCAUAAUAAGAUUUAUUUAUUUAUUUAUUUAUUUAUAAAAAUGUGAUGAACUUAGUCUUUAAAAAGUGAAAAUAACUGAAAUCUUAGAUACAUUACACACUGGCACUGAAACGUCGCCCCUCUUUGUUGCACAGCGUUGCCACAGCAACCAAACUACUGUAUGGGGAAACGCUGAGCAGCAAAAAAAGAAGCUGCCUGGAAUGGUUUCUUUUGUGCAGUGUUGUAAGGGUUGCAAUGCAGCCCUAUGCACCGCUUCCUCUAAAGGACGUGUGGGCACUCAGACGCCCACACAUCAUCUAUAUGCCCCCCAUGUGGGUGGUGCUGCUCAAUAAUGGCGCCGCCCACACAUCACAGUGCUUGGGAGCUUGUGGUUGGUGCACACUCCCAAGCCCUACUAUCGCCGCCUGGCGGUGUGUACCGGGCUCCUAUUUACUAUGAAGGCAUCCAAGAUUGGAAGAAGAAAAAUAUGAAUUGGAGACAUUUGAACUCUCCGUGUUAUAAUUCACUUCAUCAGAUGCAUGGAGUAUAAGUUUAGAAUUUCAGAUAUAUAUACACAAUGCAUUCCUGUACCUGUGAAUUCAAUGGGAUUUACCUCCCCAGUAAGUACGCUCAGGGGCAAGAUCCAGUAGUUGGAAGAUUGCACCAGCUCCCCUGGAUCUUAGGGGGUUACCCCCACCCUGUUAUUUUAAAGGCCAAAUGUCUUCCUUGAAAAUUGGCCAAAUGCACCUCCAAAAGGGAGAGGAUGAAAAGCAUUUUCAAGCCAUUUUAUGGUAUCUGGGAUUGUUUUAGUGCCAGGUUUUUUGAUUUUUUGGGGGGUUGAAACUGGUACAAAAAGAGUCUUUUCCCUCAAGGAAAAUAACCUGAAAUGGUUAACCAUAAUUCAAGAGCAUGCAGCUGUAAUCUCGGGGACUCAGUAAUAUUUGGGAAUUCAUGGAGAACAGGAGAGACAUGAGCAGACUGGAGGAGGUAGAAGCUGUUCCCAUCUUCAAAAGGGAAAAAUAGAGGACCCAGGUAACUACUGACCUGUGAACCUGAUAUUAAUACCAGGAAAGAUUUUGAAACAGAUCAUUAAUCAGUCCAUGAUCACUUAGAAAGGAAUGCUGUGAUUAUUAAGCGUCAAUAUGCUCUUUAAAAUUUAAAAAAUAAGUCAGACCAGUUUAUCUUCAUUUAUUUUUUCUUUUUUGACAGUGUUACAGGCAUAGUACAUCAGGGGAAUGCUGUAGAUGUAGUAUGUCUUGAUUUGAAUAAGACUUUUGACAAGAUUCCAUAUGGUAGUUUUGCUCAUCAACAGACUGAACUCAAAGAGUGCUUCCGGCUAGGGGAAGAGAUAGGGUGGAUGGGUGGGGGGCGCACAGGGAUUUGUCCUGGGGCUGCUAUUGUUCAACAUUUUUAUAACAACCUGAAUGAUUGAGUAGAAGGCAUGCUUAUAAAAAAAAUCAAAUUAUACCAAAUCUGGAGGGGUAACUGAUAUUCUGGACUUCUUGAAAAAAUGCUGUAUUUAUUACAGAAAUUAAUAUAAAGUAUUAGGGUUGCCAAACCAGUAUGGUAUAGUGGUUUGUGCAUCAGACUAUGACUUUCGAGAACAGGGUUCGAAUCCCCGUUCAGCUAUGUAAAACUACAGUUAACAACAAACAGCAACAAUGUUAAGGCUUCCAGUUCAGAAUCUUCAUAGGCCCUGAGUUUUCCAGACCAAAACCUGAGACCAAGUGACAGUCCCUGGUGAUGUCAUUAAGUGUUAUGAAUUAAGUGCCAGCCACAGUUGCUCACAGCUUGUUAUUCAAAAACCCACAAAAAGAGACACAGAGAGAACAUAUUUGUCUAUUUGUAAAUUAAGAUAGAAAUCUUAACUAAAGGGACUGCUUCCAGAUUAGAGAGGUGUGGUAAUGAACCUUUAAUGUAGCCUACUGGCUCCUAGCCGUAGAGUGGAUCCAGAGCAGAGUGGAGAAUGAGCCUUGGCACCACAAUGAUUGAGGGGGAAGGAGGAAAUUGAAUAAGUAAAUAUGUAGAUUUCCCUGGGGAAGGAGGUUGCAGCAAUGGAUCAAUCAAGCCUUUCUAGUUGUAGUAAGAUGCAGCAGUCCUACCUGAGUUGAAGAUUGCACAUAACCCUUUCCUCUCUCAAAACUGGAGAAUUUGUACCUUCACCUGCUGCCUGAAGAUGACUAAUGAAAAUUGGAAUUGCUGGGCCAGGUCCUGAGAUCUGGCAACCCUAUAAGUAUUGGUUUGCACUAAAACAUGGCUAUCGGGCUGCAUUUAAACUAAAGAGUUCAAGAGACAUGUCAAUUGAUGUUCCUACCAGCCUCCUUCAUAAAAGAGCCAUUGAUGCAAUGGCAGAUAUCAGUAUGCUUCGGCUAUUUAAGACAUACCUGGAAAGCACACCCCAACUUAUUCUUCAGAUCUAUAUCCUUAUGGCAUCCGACAAUCGUAUCUUCAGUCAGUAUGUUUCCAUCACUGUCUCUUCCAUCAGCAUUUCUUGUGCAACUGUGGAUUAUCAGAUUGCUUUACGAAAAUCCUUGCUGGAUAAAAAUAAAUUUGUCAGAACAUCUUCCAAAUUGAUGUAUUUUUUUUAUAAGCUGUUGACUUUAACUUCUUGGAUACUUAGCACUGUGUUGGUAGCAAUACUGAGCAUCAAAAUUUCCAUCGUUCUCCUUGUGUUUCUCUGGUUUGGGAGUAUAAUUUGGGUACAUAAGCAACACACUACAUUUUGUAAAUCCAGAACAGCAGAAAUCAUCUACAGGAUUAUUGUGGGAAUUAUUCUUAUUUUUACCUUUUUUAAUAUUAAGGGAGAAAAGACAAAAAUUCCAAUGUCUGUCUAUUAUGUCAUUCGUAUACUUAUAACCUUAUCUAUAUUGACUGCAAGCUUGUUCUGGAAAUCAACUUUUAAUGGGAAAUUACACUUGUCAUUUGUGAUCACUGCAGUGGCCCUCACCCUAGUAUUAGGUAUUAUUUUUCUUAUUGUUUAUUAUGCAAUUUUUCAUCCUAGUAUUUAUUAUGCACAAGAUGUAGUUGAUGGACCACAAAAUGAAAGGAAUGAAAACUGCAGAAUAAGGGGAUUCCUGAUGCAAUAAAUCUCAUGAAACAAACUGUUGUUGCUUUAAUUUUCUUUCCAUAUUAAAGACAACAACAAAGCAAAACAAGACAUCAUGGGAUUGCCAUUUACUAUCUAUAGUGGUAUUUAUUUCUAAAAUAGACAGAUGCUAACUGGAUACAUUUAAUAGCAAAAUGCAAAGCCCCGUUGUUUCCAAAUCAGGACCACAAUCCACAUCAGCUCCCUCUGCUUACUUUAGAGUGGGAAUUUGCAAAGUGUACUGUGGGCCACACAUGGCCCCCAGACUAUUUUAGGACCAAGGGAUCAAUCUGUUUUGCAAAUGGGGGCAUUUUGCUAUCCUUUUGCCCCCCAGACCAUUUUAUGCCCAGGUGCUCUGGUGCCACAACAAAUGACAAUUUGCAGAAUUCCAUAGAAUGGAACCAUGACAGUUGAAGGAGAUUAGUGCACCAGUUUUUAUUCCCACACUAGGAGUGGGAUGUAAUCACACAAGGAUGGAUUCUAUCACACAGCUCCAUUCCUGGGCACUGAUCCCAUACUUGACUCGGGCUUCUUUGGACCUUUUAAAUAACAGGAUUCUUUAAAAGGUCUGGGAGAAGCCAAGGUCGGGUAUGGGAUGAAUACUGCCCGGGGACAGAGCUGUGCAAUAGAAUCCAUUCCUGUGCAUUUACAUACCGUGCCCAGCAUGGGAAUAAAAGCCAAUGUACUAAUCUCCAAAGUGAUGUCAAAACGGAUUAUUUCUGCUGUGUGGAUGCAGCUUCAGUCUUCUAUCUUGCAGGACAGCCCUUCUUUCAUGUUAUGUCUUGAUUUCACCACAGGAGGGCUCCUUUGUAAGAAACAAGAAUGGGAAACUUCAGAAUCAACUGUAAGAAAAAUAAGGAUGGCAGAAGAACAAUCCCUAAGGCUACAGCUGUAUAGUGUCCUUCUAGUGUCCCUUGAAAAUUCUAUAUGAGCCUUCAUAUAUCAGAGGUCAUGCAGUAACAAGGAGAUGUACAUCUUUUUUUGUGGGGUUUUUGGGCUAUGUGGCUGUGGAAGAGUUUAUUCUUGAAGUUUCACCAGCAUCUGUAGCUGGCAUCUUCAGAGAAUGCUGGCAUGGAAAAGAAUGGUGUAUAUAUACUGUG
Sceloporus undulatus (fence lizard) is the source of this 4426-nucleotide messenger RNA. It is a transcript of the gene XKR9, whose product is annotated as XK related 9. The record is from RefSeq and is a predicted model, not a curated record. The coding region runs from base 2425 to 3327 and encodes 300 amino acids. Gene Ontology annotation, cellular component: plasma membrane. The transcript has 3 exons. NCBI's taxonomy places the organism in Eukaryota, Metazoa, Chordata, Lepidosauria, Squamata, Phrynosomatidae. Gene Ontology annotation, biological process: apoptotic process involved in development; engulfment of apoptotic cell; phosphatidylserine exposure on apoptotic cell surface.